Molecule: messenger RNA, 1317 nt
Organism: Lytechinus variegatus (green sea urchin)
Lineage: Eukaryota; Metazoa; Echinodermata; Echinoidea; Temnopleuroida; Toxopneustidae
Exons: 4
Coding region: 446-1048 (200 amino acids)
Source: RefSeq, a predicted model, not a curated record
AUCCUCCGACGCAUUUGUUUUGGGAUCAUUACCUUCCUCUGUUAGAAAGCCUGAUAAUAACUUAUCCCCUAAUGUGGACUCAGUCCCAGUAACUAACAAUUCGGUAAAUCAUAACCCACAAGGGCAACAGUUUCAAAUCAUCAGCGCCGAUAAUAUAUCGGCCAUUAUAAAAGAGGCUGUGGGUGGAUUAAGGAUUACGUUGACCAAGCAAUAGCUUCUCAAAAAGAAGCUACCUCUAAAGUAAUUGAAUCAGUUAAAGUGAAUUUCAAAUUCAUAGGUAACAAGCUUCAAUUUGAAUUUAACAAUUCCCAACUUGAGCGUGUCCAAACUGCGACGAAGGCGAUCAAGAAGGGAGAUAAUGCUUCCGCGAUUUUAGAGCUUCAGAAAGUAGAAUAUGAUAUCCUCAAGCGUAACAAGCUCAUUAGGAUUGUAGACAAGUCUGAAGAUGGUUGGAAGGUGGUUGAUGAGUACUUAUCGGAGGAACUCGCAAGUGAUUCCGAUGACGACAAGAAAAUCAGAGCUGCUCAAAACAGAGCAGCUUCAAAACGUAGGAAAUCGAAGAUUAACAGGUCCAAGGCUACACCCUACAAAUCCCAACGUCGGCCUCAGGAAACUUUCCCUAAUCCUGAUGCUACUUUUCGAAUAUAUAUGCAACAAGGUCGACCUCAAAUUAACCAGGUUCAUAUAUCGAAACCAUUCGACGUAUGCUUCGGUUGCGGCAAGUCGGGACAUUGGAGGAGGAAUUGCCCGAAUACCAAACCCACCAAAGAAGGCACAGGCCUCUAAAGAUACCGGAUUCGCAAUACCUGAAUUAAGCGAAAGAGUCGAAAGAGAUCUGGAAUCGGAGAGGGGAGAGAUGAAUCGAUACUUGUCUUUUCAGACGCCAGCCACAUCGGGUGUGGAGCUUGGUCAGCAGAGUGUGGCGGACUCAAAUUCCAACACAUCUGGUCAGAAGAGCAAGGACAUUGACUUCAAAGACACACUCACAAGAGUCUUAGAAGCUUCCCGGGCAGAGAGCACGGUCAAGAAAUAUAAACGUGCAGUAUAGAAGCAUGGAAUGCGUGGUGAAGAAACAGUGGCACGUCAUGUCAAGACUUAUGUCAAGAAAGCAUUGCAAGGUACUUUAUAUUUUUGUUCAAUGGAGGAUCUCCAUAUAGCAAAAUAGAGACAGCUUUUUAUGCUUUAAAAUGGCAAGUUGAUUGUUCAAUUAAUACAAGGAACAGAAGUAACCCUUGCGAAUCUAAGUUCUUGAAAUUGAUUUUAGAAGGGAUCAAGAGGAUCCUAGCAAGACCGGUGAAUAGGAAAGAACCUAUUACC